Molecule: messenger RNA, 2595 nt
Organism: Rhododendron vialii
Lineage: Eukaryota; Viridiplantae; Streptophyta; Magnoliopsida; Ericales; Ericaceae
Exons: 7
Coding region: 1-2595 (864 amino acids)
Biological process (GO): DNA integration
Molecular function (GO): RNA-DNA hybrid ribonuclease activity; nucleic acid binding
Source: RefSeq, a predicted model, not a curated record
AUGCAAGCAAUCGCCUCAACCUAUCACCAGGUCGUUCGCUUCAUCGGGAUCAAUGGGAGACAGGAAGAUCUACGAGGUGACCAAAUAGCCUCCAAAAAGUGCUACGUCUCAGCCGUCCACAAUUCCACCAAAGCCAAGCAAGUGCAAUGGGUCGAAAUUCCAAACAUCACCAUGAUCGACGAUGUCGGCCAGCAAGCCGAAGACAAAGCAGAAGAGGACCUCGUCCAAAUGCCAAUCAACGAGAAUGGCUCUCGAUUCUUCUUAAUCAGCUCUUCCAUCAGCGAGGCCGAACGUGAAGACAUGUACCAUCACCUCAAGAAAAACAUAAAAGUUUUUGCUUGGACCCCCAACGAGAUGCCGGGGGUUGAUCCCGAUUUCAUCAAGCAAUAUUCAAGAUGUUGCAAGAACAAAUCGGCUACAUCGUGGAAGCUUACAUUGAUGUCCUGGUCAUCAAAGCAAGAAGGAAUCCAACCACCGCAAGACUUGGCGAAAGUCUUCGAAAUCCUCAAACUACACAAGCUUUGGCUGAAUUCCGAAAAAUGCGCGUUCGGGGUGAGCGCUGGGAAAUUCCUCGGACACCUAGUCACCCGAAGAGGUAUUGAGGCCGACCCUAACCAAAUAAAGGCCGUUAAAGAUUUGCGCCCACCAAGGACAAUCAAGAAAGGAAAAAGCCAACGCAGCUUCGAGUGGACUUCGGAUUGUGACUCCGCUUUGGCUGAACUCAAAGAAUACUUAAACUCAGCCCCGCUGAUGGUGAAACCCAAGGAGUUCGAAACUUUAUAUUUCUACCUCUCCGUGUCCGCCCACGCAACCAGUUCUGCACUUGUGCGGCGGGAUGGCGCCAAUGACAUGCCAAUCUACUUCACAAGCAAGACGCUCCUUCUAGCUCAAACUCGUUACCUACCACUUGAAAAGUUAGCCCUUGCUCUCGUUUCAGUGGCUAGGAAACUCUUGCCCUACUUCCAAUCACACCCCAUCGUCGUCUUAACAAAACACCCCCUCAAGAGCCUCUUUCGAAAGGCUGAUCUAUCUAACAGGGUUCUUGUUGACUUCAUUGCUGAGCUUACUCCGGAAGAUACUGAACUUCUCAACACACCCAUCCUAACACAAACCGUCGCCGAGCAUCAGUUGCCGCCGAAACCUUGGCACCUUUUCCAAGGGAACAUAUGGCGUCUACAUGUUGACGGAGCAUCUAACAGCAACGGAGCAGGGGCCGGGGUUGUCCUAGUCUCCCCUUGCGGAACACUACAUGAAAGUGCUAUCAGCAUUGAAUUCCCCGCAACCAAUAAUGAAGCUGAAUAUGAAGCCCUCAUAGCUAGCUUACGCUCUGCAGUUGAGAUGGGAAUCUCCGACCUUGUCGUUUACUGCGACUCCCAACUCAUAGUCAACCAAAUCAACCGCGAACACAAUGCUCACGCAGACGCACUCGCUAACCUUGCCUCAACUUCUAAAGCCUCCGAAUUCAGAACAAUCAGCUUCGGCAGCAUUGACCAUCCAAGCUUCGACACAACUCCUGAAAUACUCAACGUUGAACUCGGUCGAAGUUGGAUGGACGAGAUCGUUGCAUUCCUCAAAAAUGAUACGUUACCAACAGACAAGAAGGAAGCUUAUCGCAUCAGGAUCAAAUCCGCUUACUACUGGCUCUCUGAAAGCAGCCAACUCUACAGGAAAUCUAUCUCCGGCCCAUAUCUCCUCGUGGUCCACCCAACCCAAGUUCCGGAGAUUCUCGCCAAACUUCACUCAGGGAGUUGUGGCUGCCACUCUGGCGGCCGUUCACUUUGCCAACGAGCAUUGAGUCAGGGAUACUUUUGGAAGAACAAGAAGAAAGACUGCGAAGACACAGUUCGCAAAUGCCAACCCUGCCAACUUUUUUCUCCUAUACCAAAGCAACCCGCCCAGAACCUCUCCCCUAUCACCAGUCCUUGGCCCUUUGCACAAUGGGGGCUUGAUAUUGUCGAAAAACUGCCAACAGCUCCAGGAGGAUUCAAGUUUGGAGUCCCUUACGCCAUCGUAUCAGACAACAGAAGCCAAUUCGUCAGUAAAGACCUCACCAGCCUCUGUGCCGAAUUUGGGAUACGCUUCUUCAACUCUACUCCAGCAUACCCCCAUGGGAAUGGACAAGCCGAGGCAACAAACAAGACCGUCUGCGCCGGGAUCAAACGUCGGUUAAACUCUAAGAGAGGAAAAUGGGCUGAGGAACUGCCACGUGUUCUUUGGGCUUACCGUUCUACCCCCCGGCGCUCAAUAGGCCAAACGCCCGUUUUAAUGGCGUUCGGCAUGGAGGCGGUAAUCCCACUAGAAUCCAAGUUCCCCACUUUGAGAACAAAGAACUUUGAUCCAAAGACUAAUGAAGAAGUAGUAGAACAGGAACUGAUCUUGGCAAAAGAGAAGCGUGACGACACUCAGCUAAAGCUCGCAGAGGACCAACAGCAAGUGGUACAAGCUAACAAGAAGCAGAAAUUCAAACCCAACUGGGAGGGGCCCUUUCGUGUUGUCAAAAUCGCUGGUGAAGGCGCUUACGUACUCGAGGACAUGACUGGGAAAGUCCUUACCAACCCGUGGAACGCACAGAACCUAAAGAAGGCAUACAUGUGA